Messenger RNA from Oryctolagus cuniculus (rabbit), 9962 nucleotides. It is a transcript of the gene ARMH4, whose product is annotated as armadillo like helical domain containing 4. The record is from RefSeq and is a predicted model, not a curated record. Lineage: Eukaryota; Metazoa; Chordata; Mammalia; Lagomorpha; Leporidae.
CCCUCGCACUAGCGGAGGCGGGGAAGCGGGCGCCGAGGGGCGUGGGGCGCCAGCACCGCGCGUUCGUGCCAGCCGAGCCGGGGCGGGCACACUCCUGGCCGCCCAAUCCCCGGCCGCAGCCGCGGCCUUAUGAAUAAGCAACGAAGCCCAGCGCCCUCCCCCAGGCGCCCCAGACAGCGGAGGGAGUCGCCGCCGCCGCUGCAGGGGCCGCGCCGGAGAUGCGGAGCGCCGGCGCUGCCGCUGUCCUCCGCGCGCUGCUCCGCUGAAGGCGCACAGGACUCAAUCAUCGGAAUUGUCAGCUCUGCCAAUUUAGGUGCACAUUUCUCUUCCACUAUGAGCAAACCAAUUGUCUUGCACAUUUAUCUGGCCUGCUGUAGCCUUCUGCUUCUCAGCUUUGCCACACAAUGUCUGGCUUUCCCCAAAAUAGCAAGCAGGGAGAUAGCACAAGUUCCUGCAGGAGAAGUGCAGUCGGAGGGGAUGGAUGCGGACGACUUGGAAAACAGCUCUGUUGCUUCCCAGAAGACCCCCCGACUAACAGUCUCCAAAGAUCCAAUGAUAGCGUUGGAAGGACCAUCCGCAGCAACACCAUUGCAUCAAAUAUUCUCCAUCCACAAAGAAACCCACCCUACAGAAGCCGGGGUCUUGCAACCCAAUAGCCCUGGUGUUUACAUUGUUACCGAGCCAGGCAUCCCAGCAGGUGAAGAAGUGUCUGGUUCUAGCCAGCCAGCGAGAGUGUCUCCUGGAAGCAGACCUCCCAAGGCCAUGUCACCCACUGCUGUCAUGGUCACCGGUUCUCCGAAGACUGAUGAGAAGGAGGAGCCCUUUAGCAGGACUGGCAUUCAGGCCACUGUGGAAGGGACCCCCGCAGCAACGCAAGGCUUCCUUAGGGAUAUGGUUAGUCCGUCAUUUGCAAUGGAAAGUCAGGGACAUUCACCUUUAUCCCAUGUGACUGUUAAGGACAUGCUAACCACCCACCCCAGGGCUGAGGAAUUGGAGGCGGACGCAGAUGACAGGACAACUUCUUUUCCUUCUGUUAAGUCUGCAGCAAGCACCGAGCCUGGAAGCCUCACGCCUGAUAGGGAGAAGCCUUCCCAGUUGACAGCUGAUAAUACCCAGGCUACUGCCACCAAGUCCUCGCUCGCAACUUCUGAGGACACCCUGAGUGUUGAGCCAGACGCUGCCAGUCUGCCAGGAGCCUGGGACGUCGCCAUGAGUGUCAGCACAGCUGUUCCAUCUGCCUUCGUCUCUAGUGAUGAGUGGGACGACACCAAAUUAGAGAGUGCAAGCCAGAUGAGGACCCCAAAGCUGGGGGACGAUACAGAGUCUCAGGUGGGAAUGGGAACAUCUCAGACAGUGCAAGUAAGCCCUGGUGCAAGCCAGAUAAGGACCCCAAAGCUGGGAGACGAUACAGAGUCUCAGGUGGGAAUGGGAACAUCUCAGACAGUGCAAGUAAGCCCUGGUGCAAGCCAGGUAAGGACCCCAAAGCUGGGAGACGAUACAGAGACUAAGGUGGGAAUGGGAACAUCUCAGACAGCGCAAGCAAGCCCUGGUGGCCUGGACAGGGGCUACGCUUUCACAGAAGCUACAGAGGGGGCUCAGGGACUGCCUGAAGGGGAGACACACCUGGGGACAGCCCUGCCAGUAGCACCUGGGGAUGAGAGAUCACCCGCCUUCAUCGGUCCAAGUUCCAGUACCCCCACAAGUCUGCUGGAGGAUACAAGGGCUUCCGCUGUGAACCUGUUCCCAAGUGCGGGAGACUUCCCGGAACCCACCCAAGAGAAUGAUGUUACACUUUUCUCAGAGACCACCGUUUCCGUCUCCGAAUAUGAGUCUGAGGCAUAUCAGCCGCUGAGAAAUACACUGAAAGAUAUCACUCAGGAAACGACAACAGCUACUCAAGAACCAGAAGCCCCUUUAUCCUUGGUGACACAAGAAGAGGUUCCUGGAGGCAGCGAUGAGCCUGAGGAAGCCCAGGAGUCGCCUGCUCCCGGGUCCGACGUUCCUGGGGUCACUGAGCUAUCGGGAAGAUGGGAGCCCCUGGCCACCACAGUCUCAACUACAGCCGUGCCUUUGUCUGUGGACGUGACCCCAGCUGCGGAAGACCUGAUGGACACAGUCACAAGGCCAAAUGAGGAGUUCACCCCAGUUUUGGACUCUCCAGUGACAACCCCUGGACUGUGGGUCGGCGCACCCAGCACUUCUCUGGCUCUUCCUGCUUCUGAGGCGGCCGUGGAGACAAGAACUGUGGUUCCGUCCAUUAGCCGUGGUAACACAGCGGCCUCCUAUGGCCUGGACCAACUCGAAUCUGAAGAGGGAGAUGAAGAUGAAGAUGAAGAGGAUGAAGAUGAAGAUGAAGAAGAAGAGGAAGAUGAGGAAGAAGAUGAUGAAGAUAAAGACACGGACGCCCUGGAUGAGAGCUUGGAUGGUGACACUGAGCUGCCAGGGUUUACUGUCCCUGGCGUAACGUCCCAGGAACCGGGCUUCGCGCAGGACAACGUGGGCCCCUUGGAGGGAGCCACCUACCAAAUGCCAGAUGCCAUCGAGUGGGAGCAGCAGAAUCAAGGCCUGGUGAGAAGCUGGAUGGAAAAACUAAAAGACAAGGCUGGCUACAUGUCUGGGAUGCUGGUGCCUGUAGGAGUUGGAAUAGCUGGAGCCUUGUUCAUCUUGGGAGCGCUCUACAGCAUUAAGGUUAUGAAUCGCCGAAGGAGAAAUGGCUUCAAGAGGCAUAAAAGAAAGCAGAGAGAAUUCAACAGCAUGCAAGACCGAGUGAUGCUCUUAGCCGACAGCUCUGAAGAUGAAUUUUAAAUUGGACUGGGGUUGAAUUGUGAUAUUCAACAAUGUUAUUAUUUUUUAUUUUGAGGCAAAAAAAAAGAAAGAAAAGAAGGAGAGCAACAUUCUCCCACAUUGCUGCUCUCAGGCCGUGAGUCCUGUAUCUGCUGGGUGGUAGGUUUGUCUUACACUGAGCAGAAGGUACAUGCUGUAUUCUAAAUGUAACACACAGUGUUCGGUUUUAUAUUGCAGAGGGUUUUCCACAGCCACGGGCUGCAAUUCAUAAGUAUGCAGCGUACAUAUUGUUCAGUAGGGAUAGCUAGGUUAGGUAGAGUAAAUAUUUUAUAUUUUUCCACAGUAUCUUUUCCCUUGAUUUGGAUAACCUUCAUUAAGUGUAAUGACUGUUGCCAAAAGGGCACGCUUGACUUUGAAAUAGAAAUCUUAACAACGUAUAACUUCUCAUGAUCCUACUCUGUCCUACCUGAAACCGUAGACUUACAGGCCGUGGUACAUACUGCAUUUGCAUCAAAACUAGCAGCAACUUGGAAUGAGACUGUUUGGUCAAAAAGAUCCUCAGCCCCUUAGGAGUAUAUAUAGAUUUGUAUGCAUCUUGCAUUAUAUAUUUCAGUCUCCUAGGUUUAUUAUUUUUCAUCUUCUGUUUUAUUCACAUACAUGGCAAGAAAAAAAAAUGCGCCAGAAACAAUGCAUUAAAUUGACUCUUAAUCUUCCUGUGUGCUUGCUUCAUAAAAUAGUGUGAUGGAGUCCAAAAGACCUAUCAGCAGAGUCUUAGAUGUUUAUCAUUAAGAUGUACUUUUUGUGUACUCUUCAACUUUGUCAAAAAAAAUGAGGAAGAGAAAAGAAGACAGUAAGGGUGGGCAAGCUCCCUGAGCGUGCGUUUGUCUCUGCCGUUUGAUCUAUGCUUCUGUGACUGCUACUGUGAAUAAUUCAGUGCACUGCUCACCACGUCUGGAGUCUUGGCCACGGAAGGAACAGGCCACUGUUGUUCCUCAUUCGACUUCGUUGGGAAACCAGACAGUCUGUGGUAGAAGCAGGCCCAGUGACCAGAGCGCUGGUGCUCUGUGAAGUGGAAAAUCAGCCUUUCUCAAGGCAUCCAUCCCGCUGUUGGGAUGGUACACUGUAUCAUCGGUUCAACCAUUUUUCAUUCCCUUUGAAGUGUAACCCCCUAACCUGUACAAAAUAGGGUACUUAAUACCCUAUCAGAAUCUGGGAAUUUGGAACUGCAGUUGGUUGAGUUUGGGAAUAGUGAUAUGGCUCACUUUUAUGGAAGGAUGAAAGUUACUAAUUAUACUGUUAAGAUGGAGAACCUGUUCACAGUUAUUAGGACAUGUUCUACUACGUUCAAGGCAGGUUACAGCAUUAUUUCAUGUUUAGUUCUCCCAUUUGACCUAAUAUAGAACUAAAGCAUAGAAAUCAAACAAUUACGCAAAGUUAAACCUGGAGAGAAACAACAUGAGAACCCAUUUGGGACUCAAAGCUAUGUAUUCCAUCUUCAGUGCCCUUUCCACGGACUCUGAAGGAAACAGUGACAUGUGCAUGUCAGCCCUUCUUUAAAGAUAAGGUUCCAAGGAGGUAGCCACUUGGUCAAGGAAUAUUUGAUAUGAGUUUAUACUUGUAUUUGUUCAAUGACUGCUGCCUCACUAGCCUCUCACUUGCUAAUGCAAGUCUUUUCCUCCUCCAUCCCAGCCAUUUCCUUUACCAUCACAGAAAGUUAAAUAUCAUCUCUGGGGAACUAAUGGAGGAAUAUUCCAGAAUCCAUUCUUGAAUGGUGACUGGCCCACAAGAAUGUUUGCCUUGGUCAGUUUUAACUCUUUUUGCCGAGAGAUGUAAGAAGAUGUGUGAAAUUGGUAAGGAGAAAUGAAAAGCUUUGAACAGUCAAAUAGAAGUUAGCAAUUGACAAAUAAGCUCAAGGUCAUACUGCAAAGAUGGAAUCCAGAACCAUAGCAUUCACAAGUAACAGUAAUUUCAAGAGUAGAGGUAUGCUGGUAUUGCAUAAGGGAAAUUUUCCAUUUGUAAGAACAGCCCCUUGCUCUAAGUGUUCCUAAGGUUUGGAGUAAAUGAGUGUGAUGUUGACAAGCUGUUUUCAGAGAUACACAGUAAGCCACUUAAUUUAGCCACACAUGAUGGCCAUCAACACCUUGGGCUUCUCAGUCUGUUGAAUUAACUGGAACAUGGCUGAUAGGUUGAAUUUUCCAACUGUAGGAUGAUAAAUUGCAGAUAACAGAUGCACAUUUUCAUUUUCCAGAGGUCUAUGAGGAUGACAUGUGUGUGAAUUUAAACUGACGCAGAAAUGUGUGCAGCCCUUUUAGGGACAUUUCACUGUUUAAACAAAGAACUUAUUUAGAUCACAGUAGAUUUCUGUACAAACCUGUUUAAACAAGCAGAUAAAGAAAAUGUGCUUAUUAUCCAUCAUUAAAAAAGAAAGGAAUCUUGUUAUUGCAAAAACAAAGAUGAACUUGGAGGGCAAUAGCUAAGUAAAAUAAACAAGUUGUAGAAGGACAAGUCCUGCACAAUCCCAGGUAUACAGGGUAUCUAAAGCAGCCGAACUCAGAAGCAGAGUUGGAAUAGUAGCUGUCCCCGUGGUCUCUGGGGGAGGGAGAACUGGGAACUGUCUGUGUAAAGAUUCAGUCGUGCAGGAUGAGUGAGCUACAGAGAUCUGCUGUAUAGCAUACUGCCUAUAGUUGACAUUGUGUCCUACACUUCAGAAUGCGUUGAGGGUCGAUCUUGUGUCAGGUGUUGCUAACAGCAACAGCAAUAACCACAGAAGCAAGGAGAGCAAACCCCUGUGGGAAGAGACCCUUUCCCUAGCCAUGCUGUCCCCUCAGUAACACCUGCUGUGUUGGAGGAAGGAAAAUAAAAAGAGAAAAGGAUAGAAGCUGCUAGAAACAGAACAGCAGGCUGGGAUGGAGAGCCCAGGGUCCCUCCAUGCCCUUGGUGUCUUUCUGUCAUCAGAGGGCAUUAUGUUUCUUUUAUAUUUCUUUGGUUUCUUCCUCUUCUGUAAACAGCCGAUUUCAGUUGUUGCUGGCUUAAUUUAUAAGCAAUAUUUGGAGGUAAUUGGUAUCCCAGGGCAACAGAUUCCCUUAGCAAUGCCUUUGCCUCAACUUCAACUCAUAAACUAUCUCAAAUGUGGUUUUCCAGAAAUGUUUUCUUAAAGUGCCUAUAUCUCUUACAUAGGCCUAAAAUGGUGGGGGCAACGUUGAAGCAAAAUUUUAGAACAUGUUUAAAUAGCUGCAGCACAAUCAAUGCUCGUUUUCUGUUUCAUUAUUUUUGUAAAGACCAAAACUAAAAAUGUUAAGAGAUGAAAAUAAUAUAGAUCAACAUAGAAAGUUCUGCAUGCCCUAGUGCCUCCCUCGGUGCACCUACGGAGAGUUUCUUCCUGUGGAAGUCUAGAGGAGACAUCUGAUUAAGAAUCCCACCCACAACUUGGAAGAGAAGAAUUCAAUUAUGCGUGGACAUGGUGAUUUCUGUGGAUACAAAUAGUCGAUGUUCCUAUCAGUUGACAAAAACCAGUCUUUGGAAAUAGAUUUAUAAUUUGGUGCAGGGUUCUAGAUAUGUGGCCUUUUGCAAAACAGGCUUUGUGGUGGCCACAGAAGCAUCUGAAGGGGCGGGAUCAUGACUGAGGAAAACAGUUUCUCCUUUUUAGGAUGUGUGAAAGUGUGCUUACAAGGAAAAGAGCAUGGAUAGGAGAUGGGCAAGAAACCAUAAUACAAGGCAGGUAUAAAGAUGGCACAAAACAUUAGAAUGUGCUAGGAGAGGCCAAAAUUCUGAGUGGAUUGAUGCUUGGAAAAAUGUUGCAGACAGCAAGGAGAAGAAUGCAAAGGAGGAAGAUCAUUUUGGGGGGGGGAUCAUAAAGCUCCAUGAAUCUAUUUUCUUUCCAUCCUCACCAUCAAAGAAAACUACCCUGCACUAGUUACAAUGAAUAUGGUGAGAGAGAAUUGAAGUCCAAGAUGAAGGCGGAGAUGAGAGGUGCUUUGUUACUUUAAAUGAGUUAAGCCCAGUUAAAUAUCUUCCUUAAUUAUAAGUUAGUUCAAAUGAGAGAAUAUAAACUUCUAGGAAUGGGAAAUGGUUUGGGAAUAAAUUUACUGUGUUGACUUAAUAGACGUCCCAUCUCUACACAUUUGGCACCCCUCCGCCCACCCAGACACAGAACUCCUUUCUGGGGUAACUAUUAGACUGAUAAGCUCGAGAUGGACUGAGGAGAGACAUCUAAUUAUGUUGUUCUGAUAAUUAUAAACUUCGGCAGUCAACAUAGCUAGAAACAGAAUCAUGUGGCUUAAUUUCUGCGUGUAGAAAAAAAGCAGUAUUUACUUUGUAAGUCACUGUUAUAUAAAUGCAUUGGGAGUCUCUUAUUUGUGAUAAUAGAUGGAUCUAACUUAGUAAUUAAUGCAGAUUUCUGUUGUGUGAAUGUGGGAUAAAGAGAGAAAGGAAAUAAGGAAGAAAGGGAGAGAGGGAGAGAGAAAGGGAGAGAGAUGGAAAGAAAUUUCCUCCUGGAAAGCACAAAGAAACAAACCCUCUUCUCCAUCAUUCUAUCCAGUUUGCUCGAAAAAAAAAAAAAAGAAACUCAAAAAUAUUUAAAUAGCAUCCUCUCAAAUCUUCAAUGUAAUAAAAAAGCACAAAUUUUACUUUUUCCCUUCAGAAAGCACCAGGAACGGUAAUAUGAAUGGUAACCACUAAUAACUUGUAACACGGAUAUGAAUUCUCACUGGACAAUUGCAACUUAGAGAUCUGAAGUUCAAGACUGGUGUUGCUCAGAGGUGUAACCUGUUGUGAGUUGAGAAUAGAAGACUUGAGAAUAAGCUGUUGCGGAGUGCGAACAAAUGGAAAGCAAACUGAGUGCCCACUGGGUUAUUUUAUGACCUUUAAGGUGGACAGAUCAUCUGCUCUGGUCUCAGAGUUCAGGAAGCUGAGGUUUUGGUUAACCAGUGUUGUGGGCAGCUUCACAGUUUGUUCCUGCUUAGCAAUGAAAUAAAGGGGACCAGUAGCAUUAGAGCCUAUCUAAAAUUUCCUGUCUCCCAGCAUAGCUUCAGACUUCUUCAUUACCAAACUAAAGUAUACCCCUGAGGAGGGAAUAAAUACAUUCUUCCCAAAAUAAACUUGGGUGUAAAACCCCUUUGGCCAUUUCUUCUUAUUUGAUGCAUAAAGAAAGAAAGAAAGGAAAUAGUUUCUAAUUGAAGAAUCAAAUCCCAAGGGUCUGUGUCAAGGAGAGUGAGGACGGUUAGUGAGUCUCUCUUUGGUAAGCCAAGAACAGUUGAUAUCGUUGCUUCUUCCUGAAUCAGUACUGAUUUAGUACCUUUUAUGUGCUUGGCAGUGUAUUGAGCAUUGGGGAAUAAGAGGAGCAAAACAUUGUCCGUGAUCAGAAAGAGCUUAAGGACUAGUAGAGGAAGAGAGUAAAUGAACAGUUUCAUCUCAGGUACACCAUGCAUCCAGAAAAGGAGCAUCUAACCCUCCCAAGGAAAUGGGGGGCAUUUCUCCCUAGGCCAGCACACCUGACGCCAGAAGCAUGGGUGGGGAUUAUUCAGGCAAACGAGAAUGGAAUGCAUGUCCUAGCCAGUGGUGAGCUAUGGACAUUCCAGGUCCUCAAGGGAACUGAGAGUUGAGAUUUUAGGGGGAAAGUGCAGUGUGAAAUAGGCAGAUCCUGAAGGGUCUUCUGGGUCAUGCCAAGGAAUUAGGACUUUAUAUUGAGGGCAGUUGGAAUCAUGGAAAGGUAUCAUGUUGAGAUGUGGUAUGAUCAGGCCUCAGGUCAUGGGAAGACUAGACUGGGAAGGAUAAAGUCUGAAGUCAAAACCAAUGUGGGUGGGCGGUGACUAUGAUCUGGACCCAGUUGCAAGAGCAAAUGUGGAGGGAGGAUGGGUUGUGGAGGUUCUCAGGAGGGAGCAGUAACCAGCAGGACUUGGGACGGGUUGAAUGUGGAGAAGAGAGAGAAGACAAUGGUUGACACUAACAUGGGUCAUGGAUUUUGGAGCACUUCCAGAUAUGUGCCAGUGUUUUGACUUCUGGAGGGACUGACCUGUAUUAUUUACUAUCCAGGGAGGAAAACAAAGGCCUACAAGUGUGCCAAAAGUAUAUAGGCAGCUCUCAUUUUCUACAAAGUGUGUGUCCAUGCAUUGUAUUUCUCUGUGACUUUUAAUAGUAGGUGCCAAAGAAAUAACAUUAAAUUUAAUAAAACCCAAGUUAAACAUCUGGGAAACUCUCCAGAUACCUUUAGGUGAUGACACUUUCAGGCUAGGUUUGAGUUACUAUCUAGGACUUGACUGACCCUUGAUUUUUAAAAAUGAAUACAAGAAUUUCUCAUUCUUUGACAUAAGUAGCAGAGAGGAGUGUCUUGUUUUUCUUGAAAACAGAUCCAAAAAAUUCCUCUUUCAAGGCGGAUCCUUAUGUGGAUGAUGUCAGGAUUUGGAUGUGCAAAUCCUGAAAAAUCUCACAAGCAACACAGGUCCUGGGACUACGUGGUUUGAUGGCCUUUUCGACAGCGGUCAUAGACAAUCAUCAAGUAACUACAUGCCAAUUACAAGUUUCCCACAAUUGCCAUGUCAGCACAAGGCUGGAUUCUGGAGGGUCUCAGUGGCAACCGUGCAGAAUCGAGGAAUUGCAGAAAAGCAUGAGAAAUAAUUAUCCACCCCGAGAUAAUUGUUAACAUUUUGGUCUGUGUGUUUCUGAUCUUUUUUUCUGUGUAUUUGUGAUAUUCUGUAUAUGCACACUUGUAUUUUUACACAAAAUUAGUAUUAUAAUUUACAAGCUAUGUUGUUAGCUCCCUGUAGCUACAAUUUCCAUGGUUGUUUUAAAAGGAAUAAAGAAAAAUGAAGAAGGACUUGUGAAAAUCCCAAAGUUGCAUUUGAAUGUACAAGGUGUGUGUUUCCUUGUUAACAAGAUUUUUUUGGCAUUUGAUGGUCCAUGACUGCCCAGUUAGCUUCAGCUACUUCCAUGCGAUGCAAAUGAGAACACAGUUGAAAGAAGUCUUGGUCACAGGACAUCCAUUUGCAAAUGUCAUAUUGUACCCCAAGGGAUUAGAAAAGCCUUUCCUUUCUUUGCCUUUGCCCUCAAACCAAAGCUUUUAUAAUUAGACAGUAAGAUGGAAUGACCGUGAGAGUAGAUAAUACAUGCUGUUGUGAGAAACACUGGAAAAAAAGGAUACUUACUGUAGUGACCUAAAUUGAUUAAAAGCUUGCUCAGUUCAA